AUGGAGACUGAGGAGUUGUGUCUCUGUGAGAAGUGCGGGAAGGAAUUCUCAGAUAGCAGCCGCGUUUCCUCUCACCUUUGCACUGCUGAUUUCACCAAAAAGGGACAGUUGACCCGUUAUAAGUGUCCUUUGUGCGAUGAGGUCUUUGCCAUGCCAGGUGUGCUGAAGCACCACUUCCAAUGCCAUCGGAGGGAGGAACCUACAGGUCCAUUCCACUGCUCCGAGGAGGGUUGCCAGUUCAGCACUUCACACCGGUUGGUGUACCAGGAACACCUGCACUCACAGCAUGCUCUGACCCUUGUCUCUUGUACCUUCCGGUCCUGCACCUUGGCAUUCCGCACACAUGCCGAGAUGGAUGGGCACUGGCGUAGCCAUAUGCCCUUCCACUGCCCCCGCUGUGACUUUGUGACCGCUCAUGCUAAGCAGCUGAGUACCCAUGGGCUGGAACAUGACCGUUCACUUGCUGCACCUGAGGGUAAGCUUUUAGAAUAAAUGCAUCGUUCUCCACACACACAAACACUCAUUCACACACAUUGUUAUAUUUAGGGUAGAGCCUACACUGGAUGCCUCAAUUUGUGAAAAUGUUUGUGCUCAGGUGACAAGGUGCCAACAACGACAGGCCAGGGUGGAAGCAGCCAAUCGGCUCUGGAGACCAGCUCUGGAAGGCCAAGAAGGGCCUGGAAACGCAAUCCAGCUUAUGUGUCAUCACAAGAAGAAGAUGAGGAUGAAGAAGAGACACAGCAGCACAACAUCAACAAUAGAGCCAGUGAGGAGGUGCAAAAAGACAAAUCAUCUGCAGCUACAAACAUCAAUGAGAACCCAUCUAAAGGUAGUGUGGGAUCUCUAGUCCUGCUUUGGCAUUGUUGUUCUUCUCUUCUGUGUUAAGGACCAUUCAUGUUUUCUGGUGAGGUAUUAUCUCAGGUAAAUGUUGUGCUGACCAUAGCACUUUAAUCAGGUUUAGGUCAGUAAAUGUAGGUCUACAUUUACAUACUAGGAAAUAAGUUGUUCUGUUUCAUUUGUUUCAUUACAAAAGAUAACACCCGCAUCUCCUCCCUGUCCUGAAGAUCAUAUUAUGGAGGGCACGGAGCAUAUGUAUCGCACUCACAUCUGCCCCGAGUGCCGCCGCUGUUUCAAGAUGCGCUCCCACCUGCUGGAGCACCUCCACCUCCACUUCCCCGACCCCAGCCUCCAGUGUCCCACCUGCAAUCACUACUUCACCAGCAAGAGCAAGCUGCGCAUCCACAUGCUUCGCGAGUCCGGCCAGAAGGUCCACCGCUGCCACCUGUGCGACUACGCCGCUGUGGAGCGCAAACUCGCUCCACCGCCACUUGGCCAGUGUGCACUCCAAUGAGGUGGGGGGCGACAUCCACCCGGACGUCUACCCCUGCCCCACCUGCGGCAAGAGCUUCCGCCAGAGCCAGGCGCUCAAGGCCCACAUGAAGUCUCACCACACGUCGCGGGACAGCCAGCCACUGGCCUGUUUCCAGGAGGGCUGCUCCUUCCAGACCUCUGACCGGAAGGAGCUCCAGAGACACAUGGCCGAUGUCCAUGGAGUGAAGGCCGUAGAGUGCCGCCAUCAUGCCUGCAACGCCAUCUUUGGUAGCCUCCAGGACAUGGAGGCCCAUUACCGGAUGCACCUGGCCUUCCACUGCUCACAGUGCGACUUCUCCUGCUCCAACAAGAGCCUCUUCCGGCAGCACAAACAGCAAGGCCAUGCCGGGGAUGAGGAGUUGACCUGCAACUUCUGCCCCUUUGCCACGUUCAACCCUGUGGAGUUCCAGCAGCAUGUUGGCCAUUUCCAUGCCAAUGAGAAGAUCCACCAGUGCCAUGAGUGCAGCUUUGUCACCGCACACAAGCGGGUCCUUCGACGGCACAUGCUGAUGCAUAGUGGUGAGCAGAAAACUGUAACAUCAGACUGUUCUACUCAUCCAUAGCUUCCAGAUUACCAAUUUUUAACAGUUCCAUUAUUCAUGUAUUUUUCUUUCAAGGUGAGAAGCCCCACAAGUGUAACCUGUGUGACUUCAGGUGCCGUGAUGAGACCUACCUCUCAAAACACAUGCUCAUCCACUCAGAUGACAAGAAUCAUAUGUGUUCUGAGUGUGGAUAUGUCACCAAAUGGAAGCACUACCUGAAUGUGCACAUGCGCAAACAUGCUGGUGACCUUAGGUAAGUGAUUUAUGAUUAGUUACAGUUCUUUUGCACAUACAUCUUAGAGAACUGACAGAGAAAAUAGUGGUCUGUUUUAUGGAGUGCAUGCAGUAGUGUAGGGUUUUCUAACAGAUAAAGGCGAGUCCGGCCAGAAGGUCCACCGCUGCCACCUGUGCAUUACAAGAUACUUUUUGUCUGAUGUUCACCCAAGUUGAUGUGUAUGUCUGCUCUAUCACCUCUUGGUGUGAGAAGUGGGAUAUCAUAUCAGGAGUUGGGUUCAUUAAGGCCACACUUAGGCAUUGAGAGAUUGACAUAUCCAGUCUGUUUCCUCUCCUAGGUACCAGUGUGACCAGUGCUCCUACCGUUGUCACCGCACAGACCAACUGAACAGCCACAAACUCCGACACCAGGCCAAAUCACUGAUAUGUGAAGUCUGUGCAUACUCCUGCAAGCGCAAGUACGAGCUUCGCAAGCACAUGCUCCUCAAGCACUCUCAGGGAGAGGGCCAUCAGCCUCCCGUCUUCCAGUGCAAGUACUGCCCCUAUCAGACAUGCUACCGCCAGGCUCUGCACAACCACGAAAACUGCAAACAUACCCGGACUCGAGAGUUCCGCUGUGCCCUCUGCCCCUACUCCACUUACAGCAGCACCGGCCUCUUCAUCCACAAGAGAAAGGCUCAUGGAUACGUGCCUGGAGAUAAGGAGUGGCAAGAGAACUAUGCAGAGAAGGAGAGGGAAAACAACUCUGUGGACCUACUGCAGGGCUUCUACAAGAUGCCAGCCAAGAACUCUGCUGAAGGUCCUGUCAAGAACCUACAGGAGAAAGUCGCUGGCUCUGCUGUUCAAAAUGAACACAACCUAGAAACUGUAACCGGCCCCAAAACCACAGAAAUGGCUAAUACAAAUUCUGAUAUUGUCCAAGUGGUAGUUGACAAAGGGAUUCUGGCGAGUCACAAUUCAACAGAUAAUCCGGAGCAAUGCUGUACGUUAGUUUUAACAACAAUAGCUAACACAGAGUGCACUGAGAUGGCAAACAUGCAGGGUGAGAUGCCAAACAGCAGAGACCCAACUUACAGAAGACCCACAGUGGACCCUAAAGGAUCUGACACCCAGAGGCAAAAGUCAGCAUCUGCAAGUGAGGCGGAGGAAGAGGACAUGGCUAUGGAGGAUUGCGAUGACCUAAAUGAUUCAGAAGACAGGGAAGCUCCUUUGACCUCUACAAGGCAACAAGCAGAGGCUGCAGAGAAUAACACACAGAUAGCGGAGGUGUCUAGCGCAGCUAGCAACUCAUCCGCUGAACCAUUGGCGCAAAGCACCGACUCCGAGAUCCGUCUGAAGGCCUUGAGGAAGCAAGACAAGGACCAAGCGGAGGCUCUGGUCUUGGAAGGCCGGGUGCAGAUGCUGGUGGUGCAGAAUGAGGCCGGAGAGGCUAGCAUGUACCGUUGCGAACACUGCUCCUACGUGACUCGCAAGCAGACCUGUCUCCGACACCACUGCCAUUCCCUCUGCCUCGCCAGGUGGAAGAGACUCAAGUGCCAAGCCUGCGGCGCGCAGUUCAAACAGAAGAGAGGCCUGGACACCCACCACCUCAGGAAGUGUCCCGCUCUGCAGAAGAACACCAGGAGGUUCAUUGGCACGCCCUCUGCUGGACAGUCUGGAGAAAGGGACUCGGUACAUGGUCAGGAUAAAUCCCAGAACCCUGAUAAAACCACAACUGCAGAUCAAUCGGAGAUAGUAUCUUGUGAUGUUGCGCCAACCAGAGAUUCCAUAGACACACAACCAGAAAUUAGAGGAGAGGAACCAAACUUGUGCGAUUUGACCAGUCCUGAAGGCUCCAGUGAGAGGGGAUCUACAGCACUACAGAAAAGCCAAAGAAAGAAAGUUGGAAAGACAAAGAAGCAAGUGAAAGUUGGCAAGGUAAAGAGGCCUGUGAAGAUUAAAAAGAUAAAUGAAGGGAAAAUCUUAGGAAAGACGGACAAAGCCCAUCCCGUGAACACAGAGAAUGACAAUGCGCAUAGCUAUACAGAAGAGGACAGAAAAUUCACUUGCAAGACGUGCAGUUUCAGGUCCUCCAGGCUUGCAACUAUAGAGCGCCACUGCUCGACGUGCACAAGGAAAACUCCCACAAAGAAGGCUGUCCGAAUUGUAAGCUCUCUGGAACAGGAUGAUGACAGCGAUGAGGAGGAGGAGAAUAUUAAUGGGGGUUCUGAAGAAGAUGUGGUUGAGAUUAAGGUAUCAAAUCCAAGCUAUUCUCCUAAGUUUUCCUGUCUCAACUGUCCUUUCAGGUGCAAACAAAAGAGGGCACUGAACAAUCACAAGAAGCGAGGCUGCCUGAAGCUGGACGAGGUGCAGUGCCAACUCUGCUCGUUUGUGGCCAAAUCUCAGAAAGCAUUGGCCAACCAUGUGCUGGUACAUUGGAACUAUGAGGAGGCGGAGGAGGAGGGGAAUAUUAAUGGAGGUUCUGGAGAAGAUGUGGUCGAGGUGAAGGUAUCAAAUCCCAGCCAUAAGUUCUCCUGUCCCAACUGUCCUUUCAGGUGCAAACAGAAGAGAGCACUGAACAACCACGAGAAGCGAGGCUGCCUGAAGCCGAAUGAGGUGCAGUGCGAAUUCUGCUCGUUUGUGGCCAAGUCGCAGAAAGCUUUGGCUAACCAUGUGCUGGUCCAUCGGAAAGACAAGUUAUCGCUCCUCAAAAAGGUCAAAAGGGCAGUUUUGCGUUGCGACCAUUGCCCCUUUACUUGUAAGCAAGAGCGCUGCAUGACCCAGCACGUGGCUCUGAAGCACGAAGGUGCCAAGCCCCACCGCUGCCGCUUCUGCCCGUUCAGCACCACACGGCGCUACCGCCUAUAUGCCCAUGAAUCGCUUCACACCGGCAUGGGCCGCCACAGCUGCGACGUCUGCGACCAGACAUUUGGCGCCGCCUCCAAGCUCCGGCAGCACCGCAAGCGUGUCCACGACAAACAGCCUUCCCAUUUCUGCACCCUGUGCGACUACAGCAGCUACUCCCUCAACGAUGUUGGACGACAUACCCUCCGCUGCCACACGGGGAAGCUCCUGCACCCCUGCAGCCAAUGCGAGGCACGCUUUAGCUCCGACACGGCGCUCAAGCAGCACUGCAGCCGCAAACACCUGAGCCCCGCCAGUGUAGCCUGCCAGCAAUGUGACUUCAUCUGUGGCAGCCAGGCCACCCUCAAGGUCCACCAGCAGAAAAAGCACCCUCAGCUGGACUGUGCCACCUGCCAGGAGACCUUCACCACCCGGGAGAGCCUGGAGGAGCACCGGAGGACCCACCUCACCCAGCAGUGCCCGCUUUGCCCCUUUGCCACCCGUAAGAGGCAGCCACUUACCCAGCACCUUCUUGACGAGCACGAGGAUGGCCCCCCAGAGGACAAGCCCCUGAAGUGUCCCAUCUGCGGCUUCGCCUGUCGCCACCAGCUGGUCUUUGAGCAGCACGUUCGCUCCCACGGGGGUACUCGCCUCUACAAGUGCACAGACUGCCAGUACUCGACUCGCAACAAGCAGAAGAUCACAUGGCACAUUCGCAUACACACAGGGGAGAAGCCCUACCACUGUGAGCAGUGCAGCUACUCCUGCGCAGAUCCCUCUAGGCUAAAGGUGAGCAUUGAGGUCCUUCACAUUUUUCUGUAAUGUAACAUGGUACUACACCAUUUUAUUUGAUAGAAGUCAGGUCCUCUCUGUCUAUUACCAAACCAUAGGGCUUAAAAAGUCUACAAGGACUGGUAGAGGACCAUGUGUUACAAAUGGCAUAGUAGAGUCCCAUUUAUCAUCAUUAUCAUUACAUUCUAGUAUCACAUGAGGAUCCACCAGGAGGAGAAGAAGUACCUCUGUCCUGAGUGUGGCUACAAAUGCAAGUGGAUGAGCCAAUUGAAGUACCACAUGACCAAACAUACAGGUACAAAGUAUGAGUCACAUACACACUAUUGCUGUCAUCAUUUAUAACAUACAUUUAGUUGGAAUUAGAUCAUACAUUUACCUUUCCCCUGCCCUUUCUUUCUCUCUUCACCUCUCCCUCCACCCUCAGGGGAUAAGCCAUAUGCGUGCGACGAGUGCGAGUACCGCACCAACCGUGGUGACGCCCUCCGCGUCCACAGGGAGACGCAGCACUGCGACGCUCGCACCUUUAUCUGCGAGAAGUGUGGCAAGGGCUUCAAGACGCGCUUCCUGCUUAAGACCCACCAGCGUAAGCACAGCGAGGAGCGGCCUUACGUGUGCGGCCUGUGCCGCAGGGCCUUCCGUUGGCCAGCUGGCCUCCGCCACCAUUACCUCACCCACACCGACCAGCAGCCUUUCAUGUGCUGCUACUGCCCCUACCGUGCCAAGCAGAAGUUCCAGGUGGUCAAGCACCUCCGGGGGCACCACCCGGACCAGCCCGUGGAGCAGGGGGUGGCCAAGGAUCCCCACGCCCUCAGCCUAACCCUGCAGGAGGCCCGUCGGGGGGGGCUGGAAGAAGGGGCUGGGGUGGAGGAGGAGGGGAUGGAGGUGAAUGUACCGGAUGGGGUGGAGGUGUUGGUGCAAGAGAGGGUGGAGGAGGUCACAGAAGGCCAGCAAGGAGAGGAGUAG
This is a messenger RNA of Coregonus sp. 'balchen', 6725 nucleotides long. Lineage: Eukaryota; Metazoa; Chordata; Actinopteri; Salmoniformes; Salmonidae. The record is from the annotation of a GenBank genome assembly.